This is a messenger RNA of Cladophialophora carrionii CBS 160.54, 759 nucleotides long. RefSeq lists its product as uncharacterized. Bases 1 to 759 code for a protein of 252 amino acids. The transcript has a single exon. NCBI's taxonomy places the organism in Eukaryota, Fungi, Ascomycota, Eurotiomycetes, Chaetothyriales, Herpotrichiellaceae. Gene Ontology annotation, cellular component: cytoplasm. The record is from RefSeq and is a predicted model, not a curated record.
AUGGCCACCGAUCACAAGAACAGUAUCCGACAACUGGUCUGGCCACGACUGCGAGAGGUCGCCUUUCCAGAUUCGCGGUUCCACUUUGACUUCUGCAGCUUCAUCGCAGAUUUCCAUGGAUCUGACGCUGCCAUUCAGCGACUAGCCUCCCUGCCGUGCUAUACCCACGCCGAAGUGGUGUUCAUAACCCCAGACAACUGUCUUGAGCGACUUCGGUACCGAGCUCUUCAGGAUGGCAAGAAAGUACUGGUAACCACCUAUGCCCUCAGAAGGGGGUUCUGGUUGCUGGAUCCAGUGGUCAUCACGACACCUGAGGCAAGAAAGCUUGCGAGCCUCCUAGACACCAUGGAAAAGCCAGGACUUGGGAGACAUUUAACACUUGCUGAAAUGCAACAGCUUGACCUUCGUGUGGAUUUGAUGGUGACGGGCACGGGGGCGAUCAAUCAAGUUGGCAUCCGAUUUGGAAAGGGACACGGCUUCUUCGAUCUCGAAUGGGCCAUGCUGAGUAGCAUCCACGUUGUCCAUUCUUCUGUCCCUUGCGUUGCCGUGGUUCACGACUGCCAAGUCCUGGAUGAAGAGUUAAUGCCGGAGGUCUUUGACACUGUCUGUGAUCAUAUCAUCACACCCACGCAAGCCAUAGAGGUCCAGGGCUCUGUACCCAAACCCAAUUCUGGAAUUUUGUGGGGAAAAUUGCAACCUGGCAUGCUUGAGGAUAUUCCUCCUUUGCAGGAGCUGCGACAACUGCAGGGGAGGUCUUGA